Molecule: messenger RNA, 1698 nt
Organism: Guillardia theta CCMP2712
Lineage: Eukaryota; Cryptophyceae; Pyrenomonadales; Geminigeraceae
Exons: 9
Coding region: 1-1698 (565 amino acids)
Molecular function (GO): protein binding
Source: RefSeq, a predicted model, not a curated record
AUGGUUGUCUAUGUGACAGACUCAUCGGCCUACAUCGCAUGGGAUGCGGCAGCAGAACGAUUCAAAGCAAGCUACCGCGAGCAAGGUCAAACUACAUGGACAAGCGUCGGCCCUGGUGCUGAGUUCAUGUCGAAUUUUCUUCUCUUGUCCUCCUUGUCUCUUCAUCAUACAUACCAAGUACAAAUCUCUGCAAAGACAGGAAGUUCUUGGAACGACCUCACCACUCUCAACAGCGUCACCCCCGUCAAUCCUCCUCUCGCGCCCACUCUGUUGCAUGAAACAAGUUAUACAGAAACGUCAGUGACCAUUGCUUGGUUCCUUCCCUCAGAAUCAGAUGCUGCUAGCACAUUCAAGGCGAGCAUAAGAAGCUGCUACAAGAAACAGGCCCUCGACUUGUGUGGGGCAUACCAAGACUACAAAGAUCCUGUUACGAGUCAGGUGGUUGAGGUUUCAACCCGAACGAUAAGCUUCACAGGGCUCAAGGAGGGAUUCUUUUAUGACGUGUACAUCCUUGCAAGGAACCUCAACAAGUUCGGGUACGUGCAGGGUCAGAUUGAACCACUGAGGAUCCGCCCGAGGCCUGCCCUGUGGACAUCGACAAGAGACCUUGUCAUCAUCGGGGUAGAGGAGACAACGGUGUAUCUCGCAUGGAAGGCGUUGGAGCAGGCCUCGUCGUAUUGCGUGCAGUACAGGAGCUACUCCAGCCAACCUCUGCCAUGGUCCAGCAGCUGCCUGAUCACCUCGACUACCACAGCCAAGGUGACGCAGCUCGAUACCGGGAAGAAGUAUCAGUUCCGAGUCUCCGUGGCCAACGAGUACGUCAACGCUCAAGGAGCUCUAGAGUUCUCUGGCUCCGACAAGGCCUCGUCCCUCGGAGACCAGCAGACCAGCAACGUCGUCACCGGGAGCCCUCAGCCUUUCCUCACUCAGAGCCCAACAGGCCUGCGAGUUGUCGCUGUGAGGGACAGCCAGGUCUACCUGGAGUGGGACCCCGUUCCCGGUGCCUCGUACUACAAGCUCCAACUGCAGCGAGCAGCGGAGGCCUACGAGCCUGAGGACCCCUGGAGCUUCUGGGGAGUGGGAGAGGACAUGAAGAUCCUCUACAACUUCCGCAUCACCGCCUACAACGAGCACAUCGCGACCUCGACCUACAAAGGCUUCACAGGGCCCAGCACGCCCGGUCCCUCCUCCGAUCCCUCCGGAUGCCCUGCAGGUUCAUCCCUCUUGGAGGAGGAGCUUGUACACAGGAGCAGCAACCCUGCUGUCAGCUCGACGGCUACGGAGCUGCCGUGUAACGGGGCUUGUCUUGGCGCCGUGGUCUUCCUGCUCGACGACAUCACGUCCCCAGCUCCCAUGAUCGUCUCCUUCAACGCGUCUGAUCAGACGGUGGAAGUGGAUCGAGAUGUGUCCGCGGGAGGCGCCCAGCAGCUUCACGUCCUCAUUUGUCGCUUCGCGUCCUCUUUCUCGUCCUCCAAGCUUCUCCUCGGGUGGCGAUACGUGGAGGAUGCAAGCAGAUACGAGACAUGGACAACGGUAAGCGUCUUAGGAGCCAACGGGUCGUCCGAGGGAGGAUGUGCGGGUCUCCCUACUCCCCUCAACCUGCAGGAGGCGAAGGCAUCCUUCACGGCUCCUCGCUCCAUGCAGCUCGGAAACUCCUUCCUCUGCUACGAAGUUCGAGGGAUCAACCGCACUCGGUAG